CAGCUACCUCAAAGCCAUCCACCGCCCUCAUAUGACAGCCUACAUCCGUUCGGAGAUGGUGUAAACAGGAAAACGGAACUUUUUGUUUUUAUAUUAAUUCAUUUAUUUAUUUUUUGAAAGGUUUUUUUUAGAGAAAACUUGAUGAAGCUGUUAAUUUUCAUCGCAGUGUGGGUUUUACAGAUUGCAUCCUACACAUUUUCGGUCCAGGCCUGAUGCAGAGAAGUUCGGGGAUGGGAGGUUCUAAUAUCCUUGCUGCAGUUUCACCAAUGCAGAGAAUCAGAUGAAGCAAGAGGUGUCUUUUUAUUCUUCUUUAAGUUUCCCCGAAAUUGGGAUGGGGAAUCACAAGGUUGUGUAUUGGACACGGACAUGGCUUCUGACAUCACACUUGGAUGUGGGCGGGGUUGGAUGUGCAGCGAAUGCAGCGAGCCAUGCUUGCCUUCUUGAGCUCCUUUAUGAUUUUGCACUCUAUUUUUGGGGGCAUGCCCAAAUGGUCAAAAUACAAACUAAACAUUCAAAAUGCCAGACCUGGCAUUCAUCUAAACACAGCAUUUGUCUGUGUUCAAAUGCCUACUUCUGUCCCAGCUUAUUUUGCAGAGACAACUAUAAAGAAUUAAUUGAUUAAUUUCCAAAAAGAAUUGCAAACCAUAUCUCUGUAGACUACUUAUGACUAAUGGUUUUUGAGGCAUAAUAGAGAUAAUUACUUCAGCUUUUAAGAGGGACAAUAGAGAAAAUUCACCUUUUUAGUCAGGAUGGUAAUCAUGAUGUUUUUUUUUUUUUUUUUAAUUGUAGUUUAUUUUCUGUUACAUUUUUUGUUUGUUUGUUUUCUGACAUUUCUUGAUCUUAUUUCUCUUAUUUGAGUAAAUUCUCAUAAGCUGGCACAAGUUGAUUCAAUAUAUAUAUAUAUAUAGCUUUAUUGUCUACCCUAGAAUGAUAGAAAAUUGUCUUUGACAAAGGCUUACACAACAUACAUUUAAAAAUUAGAACUUUGCAGGGGAAAAAUGCAUGGUGCUUGUUGUAUAUGCUUUCUUAAGAGUUAUUUAUAGUGAACAUUUCAUUUCUUCUCCAGGUGCAGCAGAUGUUGUUGAAGACAGUGUUUUAGUGUCAGUGAUGGAGGGAGAUUCAGUCAGUCUUAACACUGAUGUUAAAACAAACCAGCAAGAAAAGAUUAAAUGGUUUUUUAAUGACAUUCGCAUAGCGCAAAUCAGUGACUAUCUCAGUAAGACCUGUACAGAUGUUCAGUGUAAUGAAGGUAAUGAGAGAUUCAGAGUCAGACUGAAGCUGGACAAUCAGACUGGAUCUCUGACUAUCAUGAACAUCAACACCACAGACUCUGGAGAUUAUAAAUUACAGAUAAUCAAAACCAGCAGCAUGAGCGAAAAUAUCUUUCGAGUCACUGUCCUGGAGACGGAUAAAAUGAAGACCAAAACAGCAAAGGAAGGAGAAUCCGUCACUUUAGAUCCUGGUGUAAUAAAAAACACAAAUUAUUUGAUGAAGUGGUAUUUUAACGAUACUCUCAUCGCUAGAGAUACCAGCCAGAUCUCUACAGAUGUUGAGUUUGAAGAUGCUGGCGGGAGAUUCAGAGACAGACUGAAGCUGGAUCAUCAGACUGGAUCUCUGACCAUCACCACAGACUCUGGACUUUAUCAUCUUGAGAUCAUCACUAACAGCACCAGCAUCCAUCGUCAGUAUAGCAUCCAAUUUAUCAACGAAAAGAGCCAUAGUGGGAGUGGCUCUAGUGGGAUUGAGUUUCUUGUUAUAGCAGGAGUAUGUGUUGGAGUUGAGCUGGUCGUUGCAGGUGUAACAGGAUAGUGGUGUAGAAAACUAGCCUCUUCAAAGGACGUCCUCUAUUCAUCUUAAAAUAUUCAAACACACUCAACUGAGACUGCCCUGCUCUCGGUUACUGAAGCCCUGCGACUGGCAAGAGCACCUUCAAAAUCCUCAGUACUCAUUUUGCUGGACCUGUCUGCUGCUUUUGACACUGUUAAUCACCAGAUU
Messenger RNA from Cyprinus carpio (common carp), 1995 nucleotides. RefSeq lists its product as uncharacterized. Bases 1003 to 1809 code for a protein of 268 amino acids. The transcript has 6 exons. Lineage: Eukaryota; Metazoa; Chordata; Actinopteri; Cypriniformes; Cyprinidae. The record is from RefSeq and is a predicted model, not a curated record.